Molecule: messenger RNA, 2766 nt
Organism: Papaver somniferum (opium poppy)
Lineage: Eukaryota; Viridiplantae; Streptophyta; Magnoliopsida; Ranunculales; Papaveraceae
Exons: 5
Coding region: 1-2766 (921 amino acids)
Molecular function (GO): RNA-DNA hybrid ribonuclease activity; nucleic acid binding
Source: RefSeq, a predicted model, not a curated record
AUGAAGGAUUGGAAUCUGAGGAUUUUUGGUAAUGUGAAUUCUCGUUUGAAGCAAGACCAACUUCGUUUUGAGACAACAGCUCUUAUUUCAGAUGAGGAUCCUAGUAAUAUUGCUAAUCUAAAUGCAAUGAAGGAUGCUAUGAAAACUUUAUGUGAUACUCGUUUGCAACAGUUAACUAUGCUCAAGCAAAAGUCUAGGAACAAAUGGUUGGUGGAGGGUUCAAGUAAUUCCAGUUUCUUUCAUAAUAGUAUUCGAAUUAGAAAAAGUUCUAAUACUAUUUCGGAACUUGUUGAUUUGGAUGGGACUUGUUUGAAAAAUUAUGAGCAGCUACGUAAUCAUGUAGUUCAGUUCUAUGAAGAUAAGUUCAAUGGCCAAGAUCCGGUGAUAGAAGGUGAUUUAUUUGAUUUUGAGCAUGCUUCAAUUUCUAUUGAGGAGAGCAACGCCAUGGAUAUAAUUCCUUCCCCGGAAGAAAUUAAGCAAGUUGUUUUUGAUCUGAGUGCGGAUAGUGCCCCAGGGCAUGAUGGUUUCUCUGGUUGUUUCUAUCGUCAUUGUUGGGAUAUUAUUCAUGAUGAUUUAACCAAGGCCAUUAUUCAUUGUUGGAAUGCGGGUAGUAUUCCAAAUGGUGUUAAUUCAUCUUUUAUCAUCUUGCUGGCUAAGGUAAGGGGUGCUAAUACUCUUCGAAAUUUCAGACCAAUUGGCCUUAGUAAUUUUUUCUUCAAAAUUUUCACUAAGAUCCUAGCUACUAGACUUGGUAUAGUUUUGGAUAAGCUUGUGUCUGAAGAACAGGAUGACAACAUUGGCCUUAAACUUGAUAUUUCUCAAGCUUUUGACACGGUAAAUUGGGCUUUUGUGCUUGAAGUUUUCUGUAAGUAUGGUUUUUCUGAAAAUUGGUGUGCUUGGAUUUUUAAUAUCUUGCAAUCUGCUAGAAUUUCUGUCAUUUUGAAUGGUAGUCCGGAAGGUUACUUCAAAAUUAACAGAGGUUUGCGUCAAGGUGAUCCCCUCUCCCCUUUGAUUUUUGUCUUGAUUGAGGAUGUUCUUAGCAGAAAUAUUACGAAGCUUUUUCGUGAUAAAAAGAUGACGCCUAUGGUAACUAGAGGUGGUAUUUCUCCUACUCACCUUUUCUUUGCUGAUGACAUAAUGAUCUUUUGUAAAGGUAAUUCCAAAAGUCUUCAUAAUCUUGUAGACUUGUUAGGAAGUUAUCAGCGUGCUUCAGGUCAGACUGUUUGUCGUCAAAAGAGUAUUGUUCGAUAUUGCCAUAUUAGCAAUGUUGUUGAAAAGAUUAAAAAUCAGCUUGCUGAUUGGAGAGGGAGGUUAUUAUCUUUUCAUGAUCGCAUUGUUAUUGUUAAAUCAAUUAUUGCCAGUUAUUACAUUCAUAAUAUGCCUAUUUAUAAGUGGCCUCGUAAGUUUAUUCUUCAAUGUGAGAGGGCUAUCCGUAAUUUUAUUUGGUCUGGUGAUUCGAACAUUAACCGUGUAGUGGUAGUGGAUUUUGAUAAAAUCUGUUGCCCUUUUGAGGAGGGGGGUCUCGGACUAACUCGUAUGGCCACUAUGAACAAAGCUCUUAUUAUGAAACUUUGGUGGAAGAUUCGUAAUUCUACAAAGAAGUUGGCUCUUUUCCUGAAGAAUACUAAGGUCUUAAUUGGUGAUGGUAGAGAUACUUCUCUUUAUUAUGACAUUUGGUUUGAUAAGACUAGUAUUGCUGAAGUGAUAAAUGAUUAUUCUCUCGAUGCAACAGCUAGAGUAAGUGAUAUUUUAAAGGUUGGCCUUUGGGAUAUUCCUGAAAUUCACUUGCAAUACUUGAUUGCUGCUGGUCUAGAGUUGAAUAGGUUGUCAAUUCCUAUGGGUGGAGCUAAUGUUAGGGUAUGGAUGCUGGAGUUGAAGGGUGAGUUCAGUGUUAAGUCUGCAACUGAGUUGCUUCGGCAGAAGUAUUCUCGGUUAGAAGGUACGCAGCUUCUGUGGAGUCCUGUUCUUGCUGCUCAGAACUGGAAAUUCUUACGAGGAGCUUCUGAUGUGUUCAAGUUACAACCUAAUGCUAACCUUAUUGUUUCUUUUAAAGCAGCAAAAGGAAGGAGUCAUAUUGUCCGUGAUCUGUGGCUUAUUGCCAACCUUGUUCUUAGGUCGGAGCUAUGGAAGUUGCGGAACAAGCCUGUUUUCGAGCAUAAAAAGCCUAAUUGGAGUAUCUUUCAUAAGCGCGUUCUGAAGUUGAUACAAGUUUAUUCAAUUCGGCUCAAGGGUCAUAUGAACAAUAGUGCUGAUGAUGUUGUUCUUCUGAACUAUUUUAGAGUUCAGCACCGUAGUGUGAAGUUGCAUCAUCCCGUGGCUUGUUUUUGGUUACUGCCUGAGGCUAAUGAAUUACAAAUUUGUUGUGAUGGAUCAGCGAGAGGUAACCCAGGCGUUGCGGGUGCAGGUGUAGUAUCUAGGGAUGAGCAUUGUUCAGUUCUUGGUGCUAUGAGUAUUGGGCUAGGAGUCACGACGAAUUAUUUAGCAGAAUUGUAUGGCAUUAUUGUUCGUUUGGAGUGGGCUAUGCAAUGGGGCUUUUCUUGUAUUUGUAUACGGUCUGAUUCUAUGGGAGUUGUUGAAGAUUUCAAGAAUGACUCAAUUCCUUGGUUUGCAAGGAAUAGAUGGAUUAUGAUCUGUAGACACUAUACGUCUAUACGUUUCAUUCACACUUUUAGAGAGGUGAAUUUUUCAGCUGAUGCAAUGUCAAAGCGGGGUUGUUUAUUGAGAAUGAAGUGGGAGUUCACUACAAUGGGAAACCACCUUUCUUAA